CUAAUGGAUGGGAAUCAUGGGAUCCUCUAAGAAGGUGUUUUUUCAAGGCCGUAAAACUGGAAGCUAAAAAUGUAAAAUCUCUCCUCGGACGGUCGAACCCUGCGUUGAGCAUGACAACUCGAGUCUCCAAUUCUCUCAGAAAGCGUUCGACGAGGACGCCGCCGACGGAUAUCCUCUGCUCUAUACUUUUACGGUUGCCGGUAAAAUCUCUCCUCCGUCUCCAAAGCGUUUGUAAAGAGCGGCGUUCGUUAAUUCAAGAUUCGCAUUUCAGGCAUUCUUAUUCUCACAAAGAACGAGUGAUUGUGGUAUCGGGUAGGCAUAAUUAUUCCAACAUAAAUGAACGACGAAUUAGGGUUAGUUCCUUUAGCGACGACUUUUGGCUUGAAAACAUUUACGAUUUCACAAAGCAUUUAUCCUUUCAUAAAGGAACGUCUUUCAAAAAGUGCGUGAACGUGAAUGUUUUGGGUUCUUGCAAUGGACUUGUGCUUCUGUCGUUGGAUUCCCAUAUUUUCCUGUUGAAUCCAUCCACCCGACAUUGUACAAAAGUGCUUGAGCAUAAAUGCUUGACAGAUUCUAUUAGAAGAUUUGAUUCGGGAUUUUGUUAUGACUCUUCGACAGGAGACUACAAGGUCCUCCUAUUAUUUCGCGAUAGUUCGGUUAUUGUUGCCAGCCUUAGACAGAAAGAGUGGAGAGAGGUGUCCCUCCCUCAUUACAUGCUUUCGGUCAGAGCAUCCCUUCACUUUCAUAAUAUAUUUCAUUUGGUAGUAGAUGAUGCACCAUUUCUAAAUACUAAUCUUGACUUUACAGAACACCAGGAGAUGGUAUAUUUUGAUCCGGGUAGCGAAAAGUUUGAACUUUUUCCUACCCCCAAAGUUGAGGAGGGAGCAAUAGACAUAAUGGUUGCUUUGGGAGUUAUAGAGGGUUGUGUUUCUAUUGCUCUACAUGAUAUUUGUUCUAUAAAAGUACUUGCUAUGAAGGAAUAUAGAGUAGCAGAAUCAUGGGUUACUUUGUAUACCAUCUCACAUUAUGACCUCUGUUUUAGGCCCUUUAGCCACUAUAGCAGAAUAACAUUUUAUUCUCUGAAGAAUAAUGUUCUAAUAUUGAAUUUGGGUCACGGGGACAUAUGUGCUGUGGAUAUGAAGACAAAAGAAGCAGAGACUGUAUCAAUUAAGAUAGGAGAUGAAGAGUAUGAAGACAUCAUUGAUACAUGUUUUUACGUUGAAAGUCUUGCUUCACCUCAUGUAUAUGCUUGGAUUGAUGAACAACACAAACAGUUUUCCAAGAAGAUCAAAUGGAUAGGUCCCAAUUUGAGGAAAAGGAUGAAGAAAAGGAGGGAUGACAAUAUGAGGUGAAGCUCAAGUGCUCAAAUACAUCGAGGCAUGUCAUAUGUUACUCCUUUUUUGUUCCCAAGGUGUUUGAUUGUAUUUUCUCCAUUUUGAAUCCUAUAUAUUUAGUCAUAAGUUGAAUUAUUUAAGAAAUACUAAGUAAUCACUACUCCCUCCGUCCCCUUUUAAAUGUCCCAUUUUACCAUAUUGGAAUGUCCCUAUUUAAUUGUCUCAUACCUUAUUUGGUAAAGUUUGUGUGGCUCAAAAUCAUUCUUACUUUAUUCUUACUUUAUCAAUUAAUACCAACCACACAAACCCACUUUUCUAAAAAUUCGUGUCACCCUCUUCCGGGACAUUUAAAAGGGGACGGAGGGAGUAUUUCUUUCCAUGGUGCUGUUAUGGCUAUUUUACACGGAUGGGUAUGUUAGACCUGAGCUGUAUUUGUGCUUAAAAGUGAACGUCAAGUUACUUUUAUAGGGUUAAUUAAAUAUACAAAAGACUAUAUUUAGCUGUGAAAGAAGUUUUUGAUUAAUUCUGCAUAAAGCUUUUCAGUUUAGAGUAGUUCGAAAAGAUGACAUCUUAAGUACUUUUUCUUUAAGUACUUUUUUUCCCAAACAGUUCUGUUUUCUGAAUCCGGAAAACUUUUCAAUUGCUAUAAUGGGAUAUUGGAAUACAAUGGUGCAAGUUAACAUAUAUAGGGGGUGUUUGAAUCUGAUUCUCAAAACUGAUUCUGCUCCUUCAUAAAGCAAAAACAGAAGCUGGAGUGUUUGGGUGAAAUUCCAAAAGCACUUCUGGAGCUCUAAUUUACUCUCAGAAUUAGUUUUUUUAGAAGCUGGGGGUAUCAGCUUCUGAAAACUGAUUCUGAUUCUGCUUAUACUUUUAAAAUAGAAGCAGCAAUUAUAGCCAUAUUCCUUCGUAACAGUAAUGGGUCAGAAAGAGGAAACAUGCCAAUUUGCAUGCAUUUACCACUCUCCUGUAGGAACAAUAAGUCAAUAACCUAUCAAGCAAUAGUUUACACUUUACAUAACAGGCCCUAGGGCCGCACGAAGAGACCAAUAAGGCCCUAUUAAGUGAAUGUAAAUGGUCUUUCUUAGACAUGGAUGUAUAGUGACUAAUCUAAUUUUCCACAUUUCAAAUUUUGGUAUUAUUGAAUUUCCGUGGUUGUAUGCUAUUUAAUUUAUAGAUUUGUGUUUAGAGAUUUCCUUAGCUAACUCUAAUUUUUGUUUGAAUUGCUUAUUUUGAAACUUUACUAUAUUAUGCUGACAUUUUUUUUGCCACCAAUCAAUAACGUUUGUUAUGUAAACCUCUGAAUUAAGGUCAAGGUUUUUUCUCCCCUAAUGUUCCAUCAACAAACCGUCCUCAUUGGCCGUAGAUUUGCUGGUAUACUUAAAAGUUGAAAUUGGAGAUUUCAACUCGUCAGUAAUGAAGAUUUAUCCUUGGACCCAAACAGUUAAUAUAGGAACACAUGUUUAUAGCUGCAGGAAAUUCAGAAGUAUAUGACAUAAAUCUGAACUUUUAUUUUCCUUUUGUAGUGGAGCUUACAUCAUUUUCUUUUGCAGCUUCUUCCUCAUGAAGCUUCUUCUUCCAGUAUUCCAUUGGCUGACCAAAUAUAGCCUUUCCAGACACAACUCCUAUCAUGACUGCGCCAAUUACAAGGGGAAACGACAUAAACCUUCUCCUGCCAAACAUUUCCUUUCCUGAUUUCGUCCAAACUUUUGCGGUUAGGGAUGCCUGCUGGUGUAGGAACGAUAGGGAGCGUUAAAUUUAGGAUGCUCUUUUUUCUCGCGAGGAAGAUGCUUUUUCUCUUUAUUUCCUCUACUAGUGGGGUAUGCACUGUUCUUUGUGACUUUGUGGCAGAAUGAGAUCAUUAUGGUGACAUUGAUAUUUAUUUGAUACGAUAAUGUUGUUACGUAGUAGCUACUUUGCUAGUGAGCGGCAUUUUUUCCAAAUGAAAAGAACUGAAAACCAGAUCCGAAUCGAUCCAUUCAAACGGGAUGGGGGUACAAGGUUCAAUUCCUAUUUUGAGAAUUGGUAUAUUCGGAUUGAAUGUAUCCAUUUUAAUGGAACCGACAAUUCUUGAAGAUUUAACUAUUAUCCGAACUUACCAGAACUUUGUCUACUCCUAAUUGAAACCAUACUCAUUUAUGUUUCCUAUAUCAGGUAAGAAGUUUAAUUAAAUUGAAUCAUCUUUUUAAUUUGACUUUGUUGUAUCCAUUAUGAGUUUGAGCAUUCUAAUAUAA
Cuscuta epithymum is the source of this 3565-nucleotide messenger RNA. The record is from the annotation of a GenBank genome assembly. NCBI's taxonomy places the organism in Eukaryota, Viridiplantae, Streptophyta, Magnoliopsida, Solanales, Convolvulaceae.